This is a messenger RNA of Columba livia (rock pigeon), 2106 nucleotides long. RefSeq names its product serine incorporator 2 (gene SERINC2). The record is from RefSeq and is a predicted model, not a curated record. The transcript has 10 exons. Lineage: Eukaryota; Metazoa; Chordata; Aves; Columbiformes; Columbidae. Bases 116 to 1471 code for a protein of 451 amino acids. Gene Ontology annotation, cellular component: membrane.
CCGCCCCGGGGGAGGCGGCAGCGCCCGCCCCGAGCGGGAGCCGCGGGGCCGGGCCGGGCGGAGCCAGCGCGGCCGCGGAGGGAGCGCGGAGCGAGUGCGGAGCGGCGGCCGCACCAUGGGGGCCUGUCUGGGCGUCUGCUCCCUGCUCAGCUGCGUGUCCUGUCUCUGCGGCUCCGCGCCUUGUCUGCUCUGCGGCUGCUGCCCCUCGGCCAAGAACUCCACCAUCUCCCGCCUCCUCUUCACCUUCUUCCUCUUCCUCGGCACCCUCGUGUCCAUCAUUAUGAUAAUCCCUGGUGUGGAGAAGGAGCUGUACAAGCUCCCCGGCUUCUGUGAGGGCAGCGGGUCGGUCCUGGGCGUCCAGACCCAUGUCGACUGCGGCAGCUUCCUGGGCCACAAAGCCGUGUACCGCAUGGGCUUCGCCAUGGCCGCCUUCUUCUUCCUCUUUGCGCUGCUCAUGGUGUGCGUGCGCAGCAGCAAGGACCCGCGAGCCGCUGUGCAGAACGGCUUCUGGUUCUUCAAGUUCCUGGUGCUGGUGGGGAUCACGGUGGGGGCCUUCUACAUCCCCGACGGUGCCUUCACCUCCGUCUGGUUUUACUUUGGCGUGGUUGGCUCCUUCCUCUUCAUCCUCAUCCAGCUCGUUCUCCUCAUCGACUUCGCCCACUCCUGGAGCCAGUUGUGGCUGCGCAACGCGAACGAGAGCAACGCCAAGGGCUGGUACGCAGCCCUUUGCAUCGUCACCUUUGUCUUCUACGCCGCCUCCAUUGCGGCUGUAGUUCUGCUUUACGUCUACUACACCAAGCCUGAGGGCUGCACGGAGGGCAAGGUCCUCAUCAGCAUCAACCUCAUCCUGUGCCUCAUCAUCUCUGCUGUGUCCAUCCUGCCCAAGAUCCAGGAUGCUCAGCCGCACUCGGGGCUGCUGCAGGCAUCCCUCAUCACCCUCUACACCAUUUAUGUCACCUGGUCCGCCCUGGCCAAUGUACCAACCCCAACCUGUAACCCCACGCUGCUGGUGAGGAACAGCACCGUCUCGGCGAUGGCCACCCAGCCGGUGACAACCUGGUGGGAUGCCCCGAGCAUCGUGGGGCUGAUCAUCUUCAUCCUCUGCACCCUCUUCAUCAGUGUCCGCUCCUCGGACCACCCGCAGGUCAACAAGCUGAUGCUGACGGAGGAAAGUGCGGCUGGGGGGGCUGGUGAGGCGGCGGCCGUGGAGAGCGGGCUGCACCGGGCAUAUGACAACGAGCAGGAUAGCGUGUCCUACAACUACACCUUCUUCCACCUCUGCCUCCUCCUCGCUGCCCUCUACAUCAUGAUGACCCUCACCAACUGGUACAGGCCUGACGAGAGCUUGCAGGUGCUGACGAGCCCCUGGACAGCCGUGUGGGUGAAGAUCUGCUCCAGCUGGGCCGGGCUCCUGCUCUACCUCUGGACUUUGGUGGCUCCACUGGUGCUGCCAGACCGGGACUUCAGCUGAGGUGGCCCUGGGCAUCCCGCUGCUGGGUCGGAGCCAUCGUGGCCUUGUCCCUCGAGGCUGAGGACAGCCCCAGCUCUGCCUUAGCCUCGUGUUUUGCACGCAGGAACAUCUCUGCUGGGUUGUGCCUUCUUGCAGGUCUUCUGUUUUAACUUGAAAGAGAUGAAGUGCCAAGCAGGGACAAUCAGCAAGGGCUGAGAAAGAUUUGAGGAUGUUUUUAAAGCUCUUAUCAUCUCCGUGUUUGUGUAGUGCCUUUGGUGGUGCCUCUUCUUCUAGUGGAGACCACUGCCUUGCCUUGGGAGGGUUUGGUUUUCACCAUCUCCCUUGGUACCCUGGGACCGUGGUGCCUUUUUAAGGGGCUCUGGGGGCCUGGGCCCUGGCUGGUGUUGCUUCCCCAAACAGCCAGGAGGUAAGUGAAUUCUGGGGAUUUGUGGCUGGAGGCGGAUGUCCCGCUGCAUCUCCCCAGCCUCAGCGGCGGCUCCAGCGCCUCUGGGGAGCCUCUCCCGCCCGGCUGUCCCCGCAGGACACGGCCCUGGUCCUUGCUGGAGCACGGGUCAGCUUUCCCGCAGGCUGCGCUGCCCCAGCGCUUUGCCUCCUUAAUAUGAAGUCUCGUUUGGAAUAAAUCUGGUGGAUUUGUC